AGGUCAUCUACUUAACACUUCUAAAAAAUGUUUGUAAGAAUCUUUAGUCUGCCUCAACCCAGAUUAAGAUAUUAAUUGACGCACAAACAAAAGCUGUUACAAACGGAUCAACUUCAUUUACAUGAAGGGUCAUAAACUAACUGAAUAAAAGAUUUCAUUUUAGGAUGUUUGGGGUUCUUUCUAAAUCUUACAUGUACUUUGUAAUAAACAUCUUCAUCCAGAUCCUCAAAACCUUCAUCACUUUUUCUUGCCUUUUUGGCCGCUAAAUUCUGUUUGACACAGAAGAGUAGUGGUUUUCUAUUCUAUUGUCUUCCCUAUAGGAAUAGUUCACCUUCAAUUCUACCAACUUGCAUAGUUUUAUUUUUUUCAGUACAAUACAAGUCAAUGGGGACCAACAACUGAAGGUGAACUAUCCCUUUAUUUGUGUAAAUGCAGGCUAUUUAGAAAUUAGCUGAUGGGCUGUUUAGUGACCAGAUUUUUUUAUUUAAUUUUUUUUGCUGUUUUAUUCUGCUGUUUAUAGCGUUACAUGCUUAUUAGAAUCCCACUGAUGAAACAAAAACUGUCAGAAGCAUAAUUUUCACAUUCACCAAAAAAAACUCCCCGAAGAUGUUCAGUGUUCAUCUCCCUUUAUUCAAGAAAUUACAAUGUUUUGGUCAAAGACCUUCAUCAGGCAAACACACUGAUGAAUUUGUGUUCAGUUUGUAAGGAAUUCUUUUGACUUUUAACUUCUGCAGCUUCAGUGAUCAGAUCAGACCAUGAAGCUGUUUGAACUGUGUUUCCCUGCUGUCUGGAUAUUGUCCUGCUGUGUAUUCUCUGGCAGAGGUCAUGGUGUGUGUACUGUAGGGAAUCUCAUUAAAAGAAUCAAUUUAACCACAGAACUGAGUUCUGAAAUCCUGCUGCCGUGUCUUUAUGAACCAGCUCUCAAAGGAUCACACCUGACCGAGGAAUCAUUUGCUGACUGGAUUCAGAUUAAAACCAACACUGACUACAUUGUAGAGAUCAGUGUAAAUGGUCAAGAAAGCUUCUGGAAUAACAGACAGCAUAGAAUUAAGGUAUUCAGAGAAGUCGCUGGCUCUGGAAACUUCUCUCUCCUGAUUAGAGAUGUGCAGCUGUCUGAUCUGGGUCUCUACCGCUGUGAGAUCUUCAGAGGCAUCAACUGUUCUCUGGGCUAUGUAGAGAUAGAAAUCAGUCUGGCCACUGUUGAGAUUUCACUGCUCAGUAACUGGCGUCUCAUAGCUGCAGGUGGAGGAGGAUUUCUGCUUCUCUGUCUGAUCACUGUGUGCUUUUACUGUAUGCUGGCAAAACGUGAGUCUGGUAAACCUGCUAUGAGACCUGGUAAGUUAAUUGCACAAUUAUUAUAUAAUAAUGUAACAGAAUUUAUACAACACGCAUACUACCACAGUAUGAUUUUGAAUUUGAUAAGGCUGAUUUAAUUCGUAAGUCUCUUAAUUCGCUCUGUAAUAGUUUUCAAUGCAAAACCGCUCUCAAAUGCAGAUGUGUUUAAAUCUGAAGAACAUAUUGUACAAAGCUUCAUAUCAUUAACACUUUCUUUUAACAUCAUCUUUCAGGUCCCGCCUUUGAUGCUUUGACCUACACAACAGUGGUCUAUUAGGGAUUGCCUAGAAAUGCGUGCAUUUACAUCAUAAUUAAAAUACAUUAUUACAGUAGUCUGUUAUUUAUAUACUGCGUGUAAAAUCUGUUGAUUGUAUAACAUAUAAACUUUGAGAUGUAUCUUUGUAACAUGGCUGUGUUGGCAGACAGGCUACGUUUCACGACACGCUUUUAAUUCACACCCCUAUUUACCUGAAUAACUGAAAUAAA
Molecule: messenger RNA, 1821 nt
Organism: Puntigrus tetrazona (Sumatra barb)
Lineage: Eukaryota; Metazoa; Chordata; Actinopteri; Cypriniformes; Cyprinidae
Exons: 3
Coding region: 756-1433 (225 amino acids)
Source: RefSeq, a predicted model, not a curated record